UCUCUCAGUUCGGCAGCCACGAAGAGUGCCCCCCUUGGCCCGGCCCUCCACCUCGGAGACUCGAACCGAGCUCUUCAAAUCCGAAGUCCAUGCUCACCACCCACAAGCGACGUUUCCCUAAUUUCCCAAGCGCUGACUGGACUAGUGAUCGUAGCCAAGAAUAUCUCCUCUGCACGGUAACACCACCUUCCGUGGUUUGCCCUGUUUUUUGGGGAUUCGGCUCCUGAAAGCUUGACUCGCCGGAAUCAACCCCCAAAACCAGAAUGAGCGGAGAGAGCGACCACUACACAUUCACGGUGGCCGCAGAGGGUGAGCACAGCUGGUCUUCUCGCAUGGAGGACCGGUUUAAGCAGGAGCCAACUCUUCUGAGGCCCUCGGCCGGCACCAAAUAUUGCACCAUCUUCAGAGCACCCAAGAGCCAGGAGGAGAGCAACCCCAACGCUUACAAGCCCCAUAUUGUGUCCAUUGGCCCGUACCACCACGGGAAACCGCAGUUGCAGAUGAUCGAGCAGCGCAAAACUCGAGUGUUCUCCAUACUGCUCGAUCGGACCAGUGAUGAUGAUGAUGAUGGCCCGGGCCUGGAUGAUUACUUCACGGCUGUUGCCUCGCUGGAGACUGACAUACGGGAUAGCUACUCAGAGGACCUCAAUUGUGAAACCGCGGAUUUGAUUGAGAUGAUGGUUCUCGAUGCUUGUUUCAUCAUCGAGUUAUUCCGCGUGGGGGGCAUCGACACCGUGAUGAUUCCAGGGUAUGAAGACGACCCCUUGUUCUUGACGAAUUGGAUUGUAGCGGCCCUCAUGAUUGACCUCCUCCUGAUUGAAAACCAGAUCCCAUUCUUCGUUCUUCAAGAGAUCCAUAAAUUAUCCAGGUCUCCUUAUGAUGGCGAUCGCUCCAUCAAUGAGCUUGCCUUAAUGUUCUUCAACCGCGUGCUCCAACGGCCAGAGGAACAUCUCCGGUGGUACUCCGUAGUUGCCAUCACGCACUUGCUCGACAUGUUCCGACUGUGCUUGGUCGGCUUUGCUCCCAAUAGACCCUCACCAAAGGUCAAGGUCGAUGAAGAGUUGCUGCAACUGAUGCCCUCCGUGAAUCAUCUGCUUCUCGUGGGGAUAAAGUUUGAACCAAGGAAGAGCGAGAACCUAAUAGGCGUCGUGUUUGAUCACGGAGUGCUCCGCAUCCCUCCUUUGACUAUCGACCUUCUCACCACUUCCUUCUUCCUCAACUGCGUGGCUUAUGAGCAGAGCUACCAUUACUGCGAUAAGCACAUCAGCAGUUACGUGGUCCUCAUGAGUGGUCUCAUGGGCAACGCAGCGGAUGCAGCGUUCCUGUCUCAGUGCGGCAUGCUCAUGAACCUUCUAGGGCCCGAAAAGGACGUCGCGCGGUUCUUCUGUGAUCUCGCCAAGGAUGUCCAGUUCAAUUUCAAGGAGUGCUAACUAGCCGAGGUAUUUGGGAAAGUCACCCAAUACCGUCGGAACAAGUGGCGCACGUGAUAUUGCUAGUACGAGUACCUAGAGGGGGGUGAA
Molecule: messenger RNA, 1520 nt
Organism: Eucalyptus grandis
Lineage: Eukaryota; Viridiplantae; Streptophyta; Magnoliopsida; Myrtales; Myrtaceae
Product: UPF0481 protein At3g47200
Exons: 2
Coding region: 264-1430 (388 amino acids)
Source: RefSeq, a predicted model, not a curated record